AUGACAACCCUGGAAGAGGUUCAGAAUCGCCGACGCGAUGAAAACUACAUCGACACUGAGCAGAUUGAUUUCAAGGGCCUCAACAACGACUAUAGCGCUGAGCGCUUUGGCGCCUGCUCCAAGCAAAGCUUGCGUCGAUACCUCAUCACCCCCGACGAAGUUGCCUCCGUGAUCAAAGACUUUAGCCCACUUGUCUGGCUUAGCCUCAUUCUGACCGUUGUUUUUGUCUUCAUUUGCGAUCGCUACGACAUUUUGUGGAAUGUUGAGGUGGCCAUCGUCAUUGGGCCCCUCGUUUUCCCCCUGGCCUUUAGCAUCAAUGCCUCCUACCAGCGCCGUGAACGCGUGCUCGAGGAUCUGGCCAGUUUGAAGUCAGCCCUGGCCGACAUGUACUGGUGUCAUCGCGAUUUGACGCUGAACACCAACGUUGGCGAUGGUCAUGACGAGCAAGUCCGGGAAACAAUUGAAAACAUCAUGGACACGCUCCUCAAAUAUCUCAUUCACCAAUCGCGUAUCAAUCGCGAGGAGAAGCUCCGUCGUCUCUAUCGACUCCUGAGCCGCCUCUCGCGCGCCAACGUGGUCGUGCUUCGCUCCGACCUGCCAGGAGCAAGCCCUCUUGUAGCCAACAUGUUUCGCAUGCAUCAAGAAAUUGCCACACGUUUAGAACGACUCCGCUCCAUUCGAGAAUACCUGACGCCUCGCUCAAUACGCAAUUUCUUCAAAGUAUUUGUAUUUUUGGUUCCUCUGGUCCUUGCGCCUUAUUUUGUGGCCACGGCUCGCGAGACGGACACGGGUAGCAGCAUGUGGAGCGCCUACUUUUCGGCUGUCGUCGUGACCUUGCUCUUUGGCGCGCUGCAAUCGGUCCAGGAUGGCUUGGACGAUCCAUUUGAUGGUGUGGGCGAGGAUGACGUGAGCCUAUUUGAGCUCAGUCGCUGGCCCAAGGUUGCACUCUGGAAGACGUCCAAUUUGAUGGCCGACUCGCUGGUGGCACCAAACAGAGGCACCACCAUGCAAGCCCUGCGCGAUUUUUUUAGCAUGAAGCGGGUUGAUCCAGAGCAAGCCAAGCCCGAGGACGUGGUGAUCAAGGCUAAGAAGAGGUCAGGUUGUUGUGGCUGCUUUACCCCCGUGGUGGAAGAAGAUGAAGAUCGCAUCAGCGUCUGCACCGCCCAGUCCAGUGCCGCCGAAGAUGAUGUGUAUGAUGCCCAGUUAUCCAUCUUGUGCGAGCAAAGCUCCAUGGGCAACACGCCUGAUCGCAUGGCAGCUGCAUCAGUUCGUGCUCAAGAAUGGUUGAUUGCACAGCAAGCCAGUGUGCCCAAUUCCGGCAGUGCGGUGCCCGAGCGGCCGUCGCCCUUGGGCAACCACGUGCGCGCACGACCCAAAUCCGUCCCAGUGCCGGUUCACCCCUCAAAUAUCACCACGCUGGGGCACGAUGCAAAGAGCCAACUGGGCCAAACACCCCCCUAUCCGGUCGGAUCGGCCAUUGCCGCCGCUACUCUGACACCUGGCUCCAAUACAAGUCCAGGUAGUGCAUUUGAUCAAGCCCCGGGCAGCGCACCGGCCCAUCUCAGCGGCGAGGUUGACGGCAAGCCUGGCAAGGUGCCUCCACCCCCUCCCCUCAACAUGGGACACCCUGCGCACCAUCGUUUGACUAGCAUUGCUGAGCGCUCUUCCAGCAGCUCAUCCCAAGCCGACGUCAUGAGACGCCCUAGCAUUUUGAGCGUUCAAUCGCUCGACGAAGCCCUCGCCAACACCCCGCCACCUCCGUUGAGCAAUGACCGAGAACCGCGUCGCGUCAGUUGGCGCGGCCGGCUGACGGAUACGCAACCGUCUACGGAGUCUGACCCACCCGUGCCGCGUAAAGUCAGCGAUGUACCCUCCAUGAUAUCGCAAGUACCAACGACCCCGGGCAUGUUGAUGGUCUCCCCAGACUAUGCCAGCGGUGCCCCGCCGUUCCCGGUCCCGGUGUCAACCUCAGACACCUCAGACUUUGCAUUCGCUGAAAUGGAGGCGGUUGCACGCGAGCAUGCGCAGGACAUGGCCCCGGGCCCGCCAUAUCCGCCGCCGCCCGUGUCACGAUCCAUCGAAUCUGCCCUGAACCACUCCACCAACAGCGUUAUAGUACAAAAGCUGCGAAGCCUCAAGUCAUCCCACCAUUCCCCCUCCAACUCGGGGCACAGCCACAGCGAGGGCCAACGCGAGAGCCACUCUCGAUCUGAGCCUCCGAUGGACAUCCGGCACAUUGUUGAGCAGUCUAAAUCCCAGGGCCUCGAUGAGAUGAGCAUCCUUCGCGAGCUCUUGCCUGCAGGCAAUGCGGCCCUGGACGAUCGUGUAUUUGCUCAGGAGCGCUACGACCGUCAUCGCAGCGGCAGCAAUGUCACUGUGCCCUCUCACAGCGACGCUGAUACCGGUCUUGCUGGCCAGGCCAUGCUGCACCUGUCGGUGAGCAAUAACUACGCCGAUAGCAGUGCCAUGAGCCAGGGGCGGGAGAGUCCCUCUGGCCCUGUAGCUUCCGAAGGAGAUCACGAGCCCACCAACUCGGCUGGUUCCAUUCCACUGGCCGCGCCUCGCCCUCCUAACGCACUGCGUGCCUCGGACGAGAUGCGAGGCCCGUGGGGCUCCAAGAGGGGCUCUUCGGAGCAUGCUUAUGUGGAGCUUUCCCCGUCCAUGCCUCGGGCAUCCAUGCUCAGCAUGAGCAUGAUGGCAGGAGACAGCCCCACACGCAUGACGCGUGUUUCAUCGGGUGAGGCGAGUGUGGCAGCUACAGCCUCACGACACGCCUCCGUCACCGUCCCAGCUGCUUCAAAUAUGGGCGACGACGAGGUUGUGGAGAGUCUUGAAUUCUCCGACCGGGGCUCGCUCAAGCGCCGUCAUCCCAACUCGCGACUGGCAAGCGAAGUUGGUGCAGAAGACACCCCAGUCGGGCCCCUGACGGCCGCUGCAUUGGCGGCGGCCGACACGAGUGAAAACCCCCCUGCUUCGACCGAUGCACUAGCUUCCCCCUCCACCCGAUCUCCGCCACUGCGCCACGAUAAUACGUACUUGUGA
Monosiga brevicollis MX1 is the source of this 3042-nucleotide messenger RNA. RefSeq lists its product as uncharacterized. The record is from RefSeq and is a predicted model, not a curated record. The transcript is spliced from 15 exons. The coding region runs from base 1 to 3042 and encodes 1013 amino acids. NCBI's taxonomy places the organism in Eukaryota, Choanoflagellata, Craspedida, Salpingoecidae.